This is a messenger RNA of Elephantulus edwardii (Cape elephant shrew), 526 nucleotides long. It is a transcript of the gene ARL9, whose product is annotated as ADP-ribosylation factor-like 9. Bases 142 to 513 code for a protein of 123 amino acids. NCBI's taxonomy places the organism in Eukaryota, Metazoa, Chordata, Mammalia, Macroscelidea, Macroscelididae. Gene Ontology annotation, molecular function: GTPase activity; GTP binding. The record is from RefSeq and is a predicted model, not a curated record. The transcript has 3 exons.
AAUAAGCAGAUCAUUGUACUGGGCCUGGAUGGAGCAGGAAAAACCAGUAUCCUUCACUCUCUAGCUUCAAACAAAGUCCAGCACAGUGUGGCGCCCACCAAAGGUUUCAAUGAAGUGUGCAUCAACACUGAAGACCACCGGAUGGAGUUCCUGGAGAUUGGGGGCAGUGAGCCUUUCCGUUCUUCCUGGGAAACAUACGUGUCCAAGGGAUUGCUGCUAAUCUUCGUAGUAGAUUCUGCAGAUCACAGCCGAUUACCUGAAGCCAAAAAGCACCUUCAUCAGCUGAUCGAAGCAAACCCGAGCCUUCCUCUGGUCGUGUUAGCAAACAAACAGGAUCUUGAAACGUCAUAUCACAUCACGGAUAUCCAUGAUGCAUUGGCGUUAUCUGAGGUGGGAAACGAGAGGAAGAUGUUCUUGUUUGGAACCCAAGUAACUGAGAAUGGCUCAGAAUUACCCUCCAUCAUGCAGGAUGUCAAGGACUUGAUCGCACACCUGGCUGCGGAUGUGCAAUGACCAUGAUCCAGCC